Messenger RNA from Postia placenta MAD-698-R-SB12, 2013 nucleotides. RefSeq lists its product as hypothetical. Gene Ontology annotation, cellular component: mitochondrion; cytoplasm. The transcript has 6 exons. The record is from RefSeq and is a predicted model, not a curated record. NCBI's taxonomy places the organism in Eukaryota, Fungi, Basidiomycota, Agaricomycetes, Polyporales, Adustoporiaceae. Gene Ontology annotation, molecular function: ATP binding; ATP hydrolysis activity. The coding region runs from base 1 to 2013 and encodes 670 amino acids.
AUGAUCCGCGUGGUCUCCGCAAACCCUCUGGCAGUCAGUGCGGGUGCCAUUGACACGGCGCGUAUUCGUGCGCUUCGCCUUCGAGGAACUACGAUCCGCGCGAGCAGCGAUUGGCACCAGAAUCACGGCGUAUCGAGCUUCGACGACAAACCACGAGAUAGUCAAUUACCACAACAAAUAGACCUCCUUGAGCGAUAUCGGGGACUCAUUUCAUCGGGUAAGAUCCGUUAUGACGAAGAACAGAUCAGAGUAAUCAUGCAGCUUAGAAGAUUACAAAGGGAACUCGGUGGUUACGCCCCUCCAGCUUUGUCAACUCAAUAUUUUGAUCCUAGAGAAUCCAAAGGCAAUGACGGCUGCAAACCAUGGUGGUUGCACGAAUCAAAUCCGGAACAUUCCGCCGCUGAGGAUCAUCGAGCCCUUGGUCUUCUGUUAACUGGUCCGCCUGGCUCUGGCAAAAGCUUUCUCAUAGACUUGUGGUACUCUGCCAUACCGACACCUUUCAAGGCUCGUAAACAUUACAAUGAGCUCGUACUAGAGAUAUACCGUGCAGUCUGGGAGGAAACUCGGCACCGCAUGGCAGCGACACAUUCCACAAGGUCUGUUGCGUCUGACUCGCCGUCCCUCUCUUGGAACAAGUCCAUUCUGGAGCGCUGGCGAGCACUGUUACGCUCCGGGUCUUUGCCAUUGAGAUGGACACGCCAAGCAAAUAGCCGUAUCUCUUUUGGCGGGACAGUACAACCGACGAUAGCAUUUGCGGUCGCACAGCGGCUCAUUCUUCGGCACUGGCUUCUUGUCUUCGACGAGGUACAGCUCCUAGACGUGUCCAGUGCUACGCUUCUUGCAGAUGUGCUCUCCUGGUUCUGGCGCAUGGGCGGCGUGAUUGUGGGCAGCUCCAACAAGGUCCCCGACGACCUCUACAAGAAUGGCGUUCAAAGAGAACGGCUAGAACCCUUCGUUGAAGCACUGAAGGCGAGAUGCCCUGUAUACAUUAUGCGAAGCGAGCAUGAUUGGCGCGCCACUCGAGCGACGAUGACCAAAGUCAAGACAUGGUACGUGAAUGGGCAGGAGAGAGAGUUCGACACGAAGGUGCGAGCUUUCGCCGAUGUCGAAUGCUCGCCGCGGUCAAUGCAAGUCAUAGUAUUCGGUCGCUCGCUUCGUGUUCCUUGGGCAAUCGGCUCUGUUUGUAAAUUUUCUUUUGCGGAACUCUGCGACGAGUCAUUAGGGCCAGCGGACUACAUCACUUUGGCAUCGACGUUCCGCACUGUAGCCAUUACUUCUAUUCCCAUUCUGAGGAUGUCAGCCAAGAAUCAGGCACGGCGGUUCAUUUCGCUUAUCGAUGCAUUGUACGAGGCACGCUGCAGGAUUGUAUGUCUUGCGGAAGCAAAACCAGAACAACUCUUCUUUCCAGACGCGCCGUCUGCGACGGAGGAAGAGGCAUAUCAUGAACAACAAUCAUCGGAUGUCAUGAUGGCGGAGGCAGUAGCGGAGACCCAAGACGUCUAUCGCCCAAACGUCUCGUCGUAUGACGCGCCCAAUAUGGCAGAAGCACCCAAGGCGCCCUCAUCUCCGCUCGCGCUCGACAAGCUAUCUAUCUUCUCCGGCAAGGAUGAACAGUUCGCGUUCAAGCGGGCCCUAUCUCGUCUCCUCGAGAUGACAAGCGACAGCUAUACCGAGCAGGAACAAUGGGCCCCUCUUCCCCCGAGCUCGCGCAAAUGGGAAGCUCCUUCCCCGCAAUCGCAGGCCGACCAACGUCCCGAUCAGCGUCCCUUACAAUGGGCGCCUUCGCUCCGUCCCGCUGACCUGGACACUGCCGACUCCGUGCACGGAGCAACCCGCGAGAGUUCUGCCUCGGCGGACUCGGAGGGUCGCCCUGAGGCGCCGAGGCUGAGCCCGGCUCACGUGUGGGGGGUCAGGGAAGAUUGGGGAGACAGGGCAAAGGAUUGGGGCCGCGGGGCCAGCGCAUAUGAGAACCCGUCGUCCACCCCCGCACGCGGCGGCCACAGACGGGAGUGA